UAGUCUUCUCUGCAACUCCUAUAUGUAAUGUGUCUAGAGAGAACCAGCUUUUUCAUUGGGUAAUAUCAAAAUGGGGACGAGAUCUCUAGAAAUAAAUGUGACAUCAGCAAAAGGGCUUAAGAAAGUGUCGAAGAUGGAUGUUUUUGUGGCCGUGAAGUUAUCCGGUGAUCCAAAAUGCUCUGACCACCGUGAGCAGCGGACACAAGCGGCAAGAGACGGUGGAACCAGCCCCAAAUGGAGCAAUGAUGUCAUGAAGUUCAUCCUCGACCAAAACUUAGCAGAGGCUAACCGCCUUGUGAUCACUUUCAAGAUCAAGUGCGAGCAACGUGGAGGAGUAGAUAAAGACAUCGGCGAGGUUCAUGUUCAGGUGAAAGAACUUCUGGAUCAUCUUGGAAACGAUAAGACCGGUCAAAGAUACGUCACAUAUCAAAUCGGGAAAUCCAAAGCCGAUAUUAGUUUCACUUAUUCGUUCACAGGUCCGGUGGAGGUCCCGACCGGUGGCGGCUGCUCACGGUACGCAGCUCAAGCGCCGGUGCGUCCUGUAUCGACCUACCGGCCCGUUUUGAACGGACCCAUGUUGAGUCAGUUGAACGGACCCGUGUUGAGCCAGUUGAACGGUCCCGUGUUGAGUCAGUUGAAUGGUCCCGUGUUGAGUCAGUUGCAGGGACCCGUGUUGAGCCAGUUGAACGGACCCGUGUUGAGUCAGUUGCUACCAAGUGUUGGAUCGUUUAGUUACAACCACGUUCCUUGUCAGCCACCGAUUUAUCCACCACUUGCUCAGCCUGAGAUUCUUCCACCGGUAUGCUUCCCCGGAUUGUAUCCGCCGAGUAACAUGCCGGGAAGUCCACCCACAAUGUAUCAAUCUAUAUUUCCUGGCUUAUCAUGUCCACCAGAAGGUUAUUCAACGGUGGCUCCGCCGCUGACACAACCGGGACUAUAUCCACCGAUGAGUCCUUACAGAUAUUAAUUGAUUGUCAACGUCUGGAAGCCUAGUCGUCGGUUUGGAGAUUUGUUGAUUUUAUUUAACUAAUGAUGUCAUCAAUUCCCCCAACUUGUGUGUGUGUUCUUUUUCUUCGAACUCAACAUAAAAAUUGUUGUGUGUUUUUUUCUCUCUUUCUAACAAAAUCACACCCUAAAUUGUUACGUUCUUUACUUAGACGUUUUUGGUUUGUAAAAUGCUCUAUCUGUAUCAUGUUUGUACUGUCUUGUACUCUCCAAAAAUGGUUCACCAUUGAUGAAUGAUGCACCUGGUUAAUAUAUAUAACAAACCUUUUUGG
Arabidopsis thaliana (thale cress) is the source of this 1277-nucleotide messenger RNA. RefSeq names its product Calcium-dependent lipid-binding (CaLB domain) family protein. NCBI's taxonomy places the organism in Eukaryota, Viridiplantae, Streptophyta, Magnoliopsida, Brassicales, Brassicaceae. Bases 71 to 967 code for a protein of 298 amino acids. The record is from RefSeq and is marked reviewed. The transcript has a single exon. Gene Ontology annotation, biological process: defense response.